AUGGGUCUAUUCGGUAAAUCACCAGAACGGAAUCCAAAAGAAAUGGUAAACGAGUGGUCUCAUAAAUUACGAAAAGAGGGAUAUAAUUUAGACAGGCAAAUACGAGCAAUUCAAAGGGAAGAAGAAAAAAUUAAAAGAUCUUUAAAGGAAGCAGCAUCUAAAAGUGAUAAACAAGUUUGCACCAUACUGGCCAAAGAAAUAAUCAGGUCUAGAAAAGCAAUAAGUAAAAUAUACACUAGUAAAGCACAUUUAAAUUCUGUGCAGAUGCAAAUGAAGAAUCAACUUGCAACAUUACGGGUUGCUGGUUCUUUACAAAAAUCAACUGAGGUAAUGCAAGCUAUGCAGGCACUGCUUAGGUUACCGGAGAUUGCUCAAACAAUGCAAGACUUAAGUAAAGAAAUGAUGAAAGCUGGUAUUAUUGAGGAAAUGGUAGAUGAAACUAUGUCUGGCAUGGAAGAUGAAGAAGAAAUGGAGGAAGCAGCACAGAGUGAAGUUGAUAAGGUGCUAUGGGAACUUACCCAAGGCAAGCUGGGUGAAGCACCGGCUCCGCCCACAGCUGUAGGAGCUCCUUCAACAAGUCAAAAGGUCACUGAGGAACCUGAUGAAAGUGAACUUGAUGAGAUGCAAUCUAGAUUACAGGCUCUACGUUCAUAG
Messenger RNA from Pieris macdunnoughi, 654 nucleotides. NCBI's taxonomy places the organism in Eukaryota, Metazoa, Arthropoda, Insecta, Lepidoptera, Pieridae. The record is from the annotation of a GenBank genome assembly.